CUUUGUAUUCUACUUGAUUGACAUCAUAAUAUUUUCACUGAUCAUUCGUAAUUUGUAUUCUACACCCAACCCAACCUAACCCAACCAUGUUCUCGUUCCGUAUCAUCCUUCUUCUGUUUCUCUUCGCUCUUAUAGCUAUUCUUGGAUCCACCAGUGGGGAACAAGAGUGUGAUGAUUUAUCUGCGGCCCGGACAGAAAUGUCCGACGAACAAACGCGACAAAGUUUGGACAAUGCGGACAAGUUUGGUAGGAUCACUCUCGACUGUGGGAGUACUGGUGGAGGGAGCGGUGGAAGCAACGGCUUAUCCACGAUUAUAGACCUAUCUGUUGGUCUCUUCUUUGUUAUUUGGGUCGCCAUUGGAAUCUGGAUUGUCUUCGUCCGAAGACAAAAGGCUAUGAACGCAGCCGUUGUCAAACCCUAUCCAGGAGAAGAGAUGGGCUAUGGAAUGGGUGAGAAGACGAAAACGGUUGCCAUGAGUGCUCCUGCGGGAAAGCUUUCAAAUGGUGACACCAAUGUUUGAAAACACUUGAAUUCUUAAACUCGU
This is a messenger RNA of Camelina sativa (false flax), 545 nucleotides long. RefSeq lists its product as uncharacterized. The record is from RefSeq and is a predicted model, not a curated record. NCBI's taxonomy places the organism in Eukaryota, Viridiplantae, Streptophyta, Magnoliopsida, Brassicales, Brassicaceae.